This is a messenger RNA of Condylura cristata (star-nosed mole), 1845 nucleotides long. It is a transcript of the gene HAGH, whose product is annotated as hydroxyacylglutathione hydrolase. Gene Ontology annotation, molecular function: hydroxyacylglutathione hydrolase activity. The transcript has 5 exons. Bases 72 to 1091 code for a protein of 339 amino acids. Gene Ontology annotation, biological process: glutathione metabolic process. Lineage: Eukaryota; Metazoa; Chordata; Mammalia; Eulipotyphla; Talpidae. The record is from RefSeq and is a predicted model, not a curated record. Gene Ontology annotation, cellular component: mitochondrion.
GUGCGGUCCUGCUGGGCCUCCUCCUCCAGCACACGGAGCCCAGGAAGAGCCUGACCGUGGCACAGGGCACCAUGAAGGUCCAGCUCCUGCCUGCGCUGACGGACAACUACAUGUACCUGAUCGUGGACCCUGACUCCAGGGAGGCGGCCGUGGUGGACCCCGUGCAGCCCCAGAAGGUCGUGGAGGCGGUGAGGAAGCAGGGCGUGAAGCUGACCACGGUGCUCACCACCCACCACCACUGGGACCACGCGGGCGGCAACGAGAAGCUGGUCAAGCUGCUGCCGGGGCUGAAGGUGUAUGGGGGCGACGACAGGAUCGGGGCCCUGACCCACAAGGCCACGCACCUGCUCGCCCUGCAGGUGGGGUCUCUGAGCGUCAAGUGCCUGUCCACGCCGUGCCACACCUCCGGACACAUCUGCUACUUCGUGAGCCAGCCUGGCAGCGCUGAGCCCGCCGCCGUGUUCACGGGUGCGUGUGCGGGUGGCGCGCAGUGCGCAGCCGGCGUCCCCCCAGCCUCGGUCCCAGCCAGGCUGAGGAAAGUGUACUGCGGCCACGAGUACACCGUCAGCAACCUCAAGUUCGCGCGCCACGUGGAGCCCCACAACGCCGCCGUCCGGGAGAAGCUGGCGUGGGCCAAGGUGAGUUCGCAGCCGGCCGCUGCCAGGCGCCUGCUGCCCCUUAGCCCUGGCGCCCGGGGGCACAGGCCGGCAGGCCGUUGGCUCCUCCCCUUCCAGGGGGCAGGGACGCCGGGGGCCCGCACUGCCCCUCCCCCUGGCGCCGAGCUGCUGCUGCUGCGUGACCUCGCCAGGGCGGUGGGCGCAGUCUGGGUGAUGCUGGGCCCGCGAAGGGUGGACGGUGUCUCCUCCCCGACUCCCCUCACGCCCCCGGCCUCUGGCGUUUGCUGCUCUGCCACGGCGCUUUCCUGGAGGGAUCCUGUAUCGCCACGCUGCCGCCUCUGGAGGUGCCGGCUCCCGGUCUCCCGGAGCGCUGGCUGGCAGCUGGUGCCCCGGGAAUCUGCCCUUCCGUCCAGGUUGCCAGAGGUUGAGCGCUUUGCGCUGUCUCCACUGAACGCCAGCCAGGGUGCGGUGUAACCCGCGCGAGACCCGCAUCUGCUUGAAGGGUGCAGCCCCGGGCUGGGACGGAGCGUCUGUGCGUGCAGUCCCUGCCGCGAGGGGAGGGCGCCGGGCCCUCGGCAGCCACUGGCCUCCGUGCGCCACGAGUGCCCUGUCACUGUGGGACUGUGCACGUCUGAGCCACAUGACAGGCAUUCCUGCGUCGUUUCCAGCUCGAUGAUUCUGAGAUUCCGCCGUGGUCCUUUUUCAUCGCUGUGUAGUAUUCCGCCGCUUAGACCUGCGCUUUGUGCUCGGCGCUGUGGCGCGUGGCCGCUGGCCGUGGCGGGCGCUGGUGCACGCAGGCCCUGCGUGGCCCCGGCCUGGCUUCCCUGGCGUGAGCUUGCAGCGGUGUGGCUGGUUGUGGCGGGUGUGGGGCUCCUAGAGUGACCCCAGACCGAACCUCGUGUCCCCAAGGGGCACGAGCAAGGGGUCGCCGCACGGCUGCCGUCGGCCUUCUCGGCCAGCCCCUCGGCGGUCACCGCGGCCUCACGGCGGUCUGCGCCCCACGUCCGUGGCCGGGCCCGCGCGUUCGUCAGCGCUGUCUGCCUGGCUGGCUGUCAGCCGCCCCGGCCUCUGUUCCCCGCGCUCCCCACCUCGGGCUUGUCUGCCCGCGGCGCCCGCCCACUGCAGCCCCUCCCCGCUCCUGCUCUCCCGCUCGCCGCCUUCAGCUUGAAACUCCAGACUCCCCUCGGGGUUUUCUUUCUUUUUAAAGACAGACUCAUUUAUUCACACA